Molecule: messenger RNA, 2312 nt
Organism: Amphiprion ocellaris (clown anemonefish)
Lineage: Eukaryota; Metazoa; Chordata; Actinopteri; Pomacentridae
Gene: sars1
Product: seryl-tRNA synthetase 1
Exons: 11
Coding region: 34-1584 (516 amino acids)
Biological process (GO): seryl-tRNA aminoacylation
Cellular component (GO): cytosol
Molecular function (GO): serine-tRNA ligase activity; tRNA binding; ATP binding
Source: RefSeq, a predicted model, not a curated record
UCAUUCAGUCUCUCCGGCAGACAGCGUGGAAACAUGGUGCUCGACUUGGACCUGUUCCGGACCGACAAAGGCGGCGACCCAGAAAUCGUCCGUGAGACUCAGAGGAAGCGGUUUAAAGAUGUGACUCUAGUGGAUAAACUGGUGGCGGCAGACACAGAGUGGAGGAAAUGCCGCUUCACCGCAGACAACCUCAACAAGGCGAAGAACCUCUGCAGCAAGAGCAUUGGGGAGAAAAUGAAGAAGAAGGAACCAGUUGGAGAUGACGACUCUGUACCUGAGGAGGCCCAGAACCUGGAGUCCCUCACAGCUGAAACACUUUCGGCCCUGACGGUGACUCAGAUCAAGAAGGUUCGUUUGCUGGUGGACGAGGCCGUGGAGAAAACCGACAGCAAGAGGAUAAAGCUGGAGGCGGAGCGCUUCGAGUACCUGAGGGAGAUCGGAAACCUGCUGCAUCCAUCUGUGCCCAUCAGCAACGACGAGGAUGCAGACAACAAGGUGGAGCGCACCAGCGGCGACUGCAGCGUCCAGAAGAAGUACUCCCACGUGGACCUGGUGGUCAUGGUCGACGGCUUCGACGGGGAGAGGGGAGCCGUGGUGGCCGGCAGCAGAGGCUACUUUCUGAAGGGCCCGCUGGUGUUCCUGGAGCAGGCUCUGAUCAACUACGCCUUAAGGAUCCUCUACAGCAAGAACUACACCAUGCUGUACACGCCCUUCUUCAUGAGGAAGGAGGUGAUGCAGGAAGUCGCCCAGCUCAGCCAGUUUGAUGAGGAGCUCUACAAGGUCAUCGGUAAGAGCAGCGAGAAGUCCGACGACAACUCCAUAGAUGAGAAGUACCUCAUCGCCACCUCAGAGCAGCCCAUCGCCGCCUUCCUGAGGGAGGAGUGGCUCAACCCGGAGGACCUGCCCAUCCGCUACGCCGGAUUCUCCACCUGCUUCAGACAGGAAGUGGGCUCCCACGGCCGGGACACCCGCGGGAUCUUCAGGGUGCACCAGUUCGAGAAGAUCGAGCAGUUCGUCUACGCCUCCCCACAUGACGGCAAGUCGUGGGAGAUGUUUGACGAGAUUAUCGGGACAGCGGAGGAGUUCUACCAGUCGCUAGGAAUCCCUUACCGCAUCGUCAACAUCGUGUCCGGAGCCCUGAACCACGCAGCCAGUAAGAAGCUGGAUCUGGAGGCCUGGUUUCCUGGUUCAGGAGCCUUCAGAGAGCUGGUCUCCUGCUCAAACUGCACCGACUACCAGGCCAGACGCCUCCGCAUCCGCUACGGACAGACCAAGAAGAUGAUGGACAAGGCAGAGUUUGUGCACAUGUUGAACGCCACCAUGUGUGCGACCACCCGUGUGAUGUGCGCCAUCCUGGAGAACUACCAGACUGAAGAGGGCAUCGUUGUUCCAGAGAAGCUCAGGGAGUUCAUGCCUCCAGGUUUGACAGAAAUCAUUAAGUUCGUCAAACCGGCUCCCAUCGACCAGGAGAUGUCCAAGAAGGCAAAGAAGCAGCAGGACGGAGGGAAGAAGAAGAAGCAGGGAGGAGGAGGAGACCAAAACCUGCCCAACGCCAUGGAGGGCAUGUCUGUCAACGAGUCAUAGACUCCAGGAAGCAGCCUCACCUGAGCAGCCUCACAUAUACAAACCCAUGGAACAGAGAGAAUCAUCUGGGAUCAGCUGAAAUAUUAAGGUUAGGAAACAGAGAAACAAAUCUCUGAAGUGGCACUUAAUGAUCUUAAAGAUUAUAAUAACCUGAGUCUGAAGGCUUGGCUCUGUCCCAUCUGGUUGUAUCUGAAUAAAUGGUGUUUUUCAUCUCGUUUUGUCGUUCACAUGAAGCACAUUCAAAAAGGGAUCUCCACCCACAAUCCACUUCACCUGUCCGUCACUUUCUCACAUCUACAGCUGAACUGAGCCUAAAACCAGCAGAUAAGGAUUAGUUAGCCUGUUGCUACAUUGAGAUAACGCACACGUAUGUUUUUCCAGCUGUUUUGGGAUCUGUUAUCAUCUAAAAGUGGUUUUAAGACCUUUAGUAUUACUGAUCACAAAUACUGUCUGAGAUGGUGAGAACAAAACCUCUAUCUGUUCUGCUACUUCCUGUCUGAAAUGACUUCAAAAUUAUUGCCAUCAGCUGCUUUAACUGUCUGUUUUAGGCUUCCUUUCAUAUCAUCAUUUCCAACCACUGUUGCUUCAAGUCAUCGUUCCAUCAACUAGCUUCUGAUUGAGACAUUGACCAACUCUGUCGGUUCUUGCUGAUAUAAAUAUAUAAAUAUAUAUGAUUGAACAUCGAUGAAGUAUCGCUCACUGUAAACAAUAAAACAAUUGGUAUGGAA